UUUUUAGGGGGAGCCGGGGGUUUUCUGACCUUUUACUCAUGAGGGGAGAAAUGAGUUAAGGUGCCCGAAAGAGGAAGAAAAAGCAAGUCUUGUUUUUGUUGCAAAACGAACAGAAGAAGAAGUGCGUUGCUUUCUAGUGUCAUGCAAGAAAAGCAGUUUGUUGCCCGUUGUCACACGACGGUGCUCUGGAGGUAAGAUGGCAAGAGCUGUGCGCAGAGAGCCAGCAGACUUCGGCAUGGACUAUGUGAAUCUGCCUGAGCCUUCAGUUACAAUGGCUGCUGGAGGAGGAGACGAGGGGAACCGUUCUGCACCAGGGACAAAGCUAUUGAGGCUGGUUGGAGUUAGCUUUGGACUCCUUUGCUUCCUACAAGUUGCUGUCAACGUGUCUCUCCGCCUGACACUGUUCAAAUCUGACGGUCAGACAUCACCAACAGGACCCGCUUGCAGUAAUGAAACUGUCAAGCAGGAACAACUGAUCAAGCGGUACAUCCAGCGGGGAUGGGUGCGUUUCCAUUCCAGUGUGUAUUAUAUUUCUUUCAACAGGAACACGUGGCAGCAGAGCAGACGGUUCUGUCUGCAGCAAGGCGCUGACCUGGUGAUCAUCAACACCAAAGAAGAACAGGACUUCACAAGACAGUUUAACAGACUCACUUGGCUCGGACUUCAUAAUAAGACCAAGACGGGGAACUGGACAUGGGUGGAUGGGACUCCGCUGACCAAAAGCUACUGGGGGCCUGGAGAGCCAAACGGUUUCGAAGGCAAAAUGGAAAACUGUGUGGAGAUAAGGUUCUUUGAGCUGGAAAACAGCUGGAACGACAUACCGUGUGGAGACGAAAACUACUGGAUCUGUGAGAAAGAAGUGGCUCCGUAAAUAAAACCGAACCAAGUCGAGGGAAGUUCAAACGGACCUGAAGUCUUAACUUGUAACCAGGAAAUGGGAAGCCGGAGUCACGGUUCUAAUCAUUUGGAAAAAGAGCCUGUUGGGUUUUGGAUUGAAAGCAGGGUGUCGUUUGAUUUAUGCAAAACAUUGUUCUGAAAGUGAAAGGCGAUCGCGUGAGAGCAAUGAUUUUAUUUUUUGGUGAAUGCUGUAAAUAAUGAUGGAGUAAGCAAUGAUGAUGGAUAGGACCACUGUAACAUCAAGUAAAGCUUUCGAUUUUAGUGAAAUCUUGUUAGAUCGUUCACCAGCGGGUUAUAAAAUGAUCAGAAAAUAUAAACAGCUUUUAUUUCGAAAGCUGUGUCAUAGUUACUGCAUCUCAAACUUACACAUCCCACUGAAAAGAUCAACAAUUAAUGUCUACUUUUUCCUCUCACAUCUGUUGUUCAGCAGCUAUAUGUGACAGUUACUAAUUAUUCUAAUUAUUUUUUUUAUAUUAACACAAUAUUUGUACUCUGGGGCUUGUCAUUGCUUUAUAUAUAUAUAUAUAUAUAUAUAUAUAUAUAUAUAUAUAUUUUAUAACUUCCACUAUCUUUUAUUAUACUUGCAACAAAACAAUGAAAGUCAAUCUAAAUUCUACAGGUAAUUAACACAUUAAUAUAAAGUAAACAUGGUUUUGGGCUUUUUUUUUAAUUCUAAGAAAGAAAAAUUGUUGUGACAGCCGAAUUAAAACGUCAUUUUAUUUGCAUGCUAAGACAAAUACGCAGAAAGUCUCUGUAGAAAAUCAAAUUUGAAGCUCCGGACACUGGAUUUCUAUGCACAUCUUUGUUUUAAGGGCUCUUUCAGCGCUGACGGUCAUUUCUGUCAGGACUUUGGGUUGUUUUGUUUCAUAGUUUUGAUUAUUUGUUCUGCGUUUGUCUUAGCCAGUCGUUAUUUUUUGAUCAUGUAAGCCUUGUUUCGGUUUUGAUUUAGUUCAGUCUAGUUGUUUUUAGUUUGAUUAUGUCUAUUAUUUAUUCCUUGAUCUGUAUUUCACUUAUGAUUUCUGUUGUCCUAUUAUGUUUUACUCCUCUUUGCUCCCUUGUGCCAUCUCUCGCAAAUUGGCAGUUGCCUGGGGUGACAACAGAGGAAGAGGAGCGCAAGCACCAGAUGAAAAACUGUAGCUGGUCUGUCAGUUGCUACUUGAGUUUACUUCUGUUUUCAUGCAUGUGAAGUUAAUGAGGAGUUAGCGCCCCCUGCUGGCUGCUUAGCAUAAGGAGACUACUUGGUGUGGAAACACACUGGCCUACACAGAAACCAGCAAGUCUAAUAAUACAAGACAGUGUGAGGUUUAUGGUUAACCAGUUUUGCGCUGUUUUAGGCUGCGGCAGGAAGCCACAGAAUACCGUGAAAGCAAACAAACGUACAGGAAGAAUGUGUAUGCUGUAAAUAGAAAUGUGACGAUGCAACUUUAACAGUGCCAGCUACCAAACCUAAAUGUUCCACUUAUGGCAUCAACUUAGCAUAUUGUUACCAGUUCCCACAUCUGUAUACAAAGCAAAAAAAGGACUAGGAAAGCAAUAAAUGUUUGAUAAAAGAAACAAA
This is a messenger RNA of Xiphophorus hellerii (green swordtail), 2455 nucleotides long. RefSeq names its product CD209 antigen-like protein E. The record is from RefSeq and is a predicted model, not a curated record. Lineage: Eukaryota; Metazoa; Chordata; Actinopteri; Cyprinodontiformes; Poeciliidae. Bases 197 to 871 code for a protein of 224 amino acids. The transcript is spliced from 6 exons.